Molecule: messenger RNA, 1062 nt
Organism: Fraxinus pennsylvanica
Lineage: Eukaryota; Viridiplantae; Streptophyta; Magnoliopsida; Lamiales; Oleaceae
Source: the annotation of a GenBank genome assembly
AUGGGUUUCUCUUCAUUUUCUAAGCUGUCGUUUCUUGCAUCCUUUUUGCUGUUCUUCGCCUUUAGUACAACAUUUGCUCAAGAUUUCUCAAUCGUGGGUUAUUCGCCAAAAGAUUUAACAUGCAUAGAUAAACUUAUAAAUCUCUUCGAAUCGUGGAUUGAAAAACAUGGCAAGGCGUACAAGAGCCUCGAAGAGAAGCUGCAGAGGUUUGAGAUUUUCAAAGACAAUUUGAUGCACAUUGAUGAGAGGAAUAAGGUUGUUUCUAACUACUGGCUUGGAUUGAAUGAGUUCGCGGAUAUGAGCCAUGAAGAGUUCAAGAAAAUGUAUUUGGGCCUCAAGGCUGAUCAAUUGCCUAACAGAAAUCAGUCUCCCCAAGAAUUUGAGUACAGAGAUUUUGUCGAUUUGCCCAAGUCUGUUGAUUGGAGGAAGAAAGGAGCCGUUACUCGAGUCAAGAACCAAGGCUCAUGUGGAAGUUGCUGGGCAUUUUCGACAGUAGCUGCAGUGGAGGGCAUAAACCAAAUUGUUACAGGAAACUUAACUGAAUUGUCUGAACAAGAGCUGAUUGACUGUGACACAACUUAUAACAAUGGCUGCAGCGGAGGGCUAAUGGAUUAUGCAUUUUCCUUUAUUGUUGCUAAUGGUGGGCUUCAUAAGGAAGACGACUAUCCUUACCUGAUGGAGGAAGGUACUUGUGAACAGAAAAGGGGUAAAUCAGAAGUAGUCACAAUCAGUGGUUACCACGAUGUACCCGCAAAUGAUGAACAAAGUCUCUUGAAAGCACUAGCAAACCAACCUCUGAGUGUGGCCAUUGAGGCUUCUGGUAGAGAUUUCCAAUUCUACAGUGGGGGUGUAUUUGACGGGCACUGUGGAACUGAGCUUGAUCAUGGUGUGACAGCCGUAGGAUAUGGAUCAACUAAGGGUUUGGGUUACAUUAUUGUGAAGAACUCAUGGGGUCCAAAAUGGGGAGAGAAAGGGUACAUAAGGAUGAAGAGAAACACAGGAAAACAUGAAGGUCUCUGUGGCAUCAACAAAAUAGCCUCUUAUCCUACCAAAACCAAGUGA